AAGUAGACAGCGCCGAGAGCUUGCUAAAUUUAUACGGCUUUACUGUUUUUUAGUGUGAUCAUAGAUGAUUUGAUUAGAAGUCGCUUGUGGAGGAAAUACUAAAGUAAAUUAUAAUGUACGCUACAAAAAAUAAUAAAAAUGCUGCAACACUCGAUUUGAAUAAAGAAUAUUCACCUUCAAAGAAUUCUAAACGUUUUUUAGACACCGCAGAUCCCAGCAAAGCGGUAAUUGAACAAUUUGUGAAGUCCUUAACGGAGCAAACACAAAGAGCAAACACAAAGCAUCAAGUACGUCAGAACGUUAGUUAUAGGAAGCAAUGCAGUCACAGCGUUGAAGGCACUGAUAAUCAAUUAGUUGAUAUUUACUACAAAGAUAAGGAAUAUGGCACGCCCAUUUUUGUUUAUAUACACGGUGGUUUCUGGCAGGAGUUGGAUAAGAGCACAUCCGGUUCCUUUGUCGAACCGUUGGUUGAACGGGGCUUUCGUGUUAUAGCUGUGGAUUAUAAUUUAUGUCCCAACGUUACACUUGCUACAAUCAAUGAACAGAUCAAAAAUUUUUUUCAGUGGUUAUAUGCUUAUGCAGAGGACACCCAAGCCAGCGUGAUUUCAAUCAGUGGGCACUCAGCGGGUGCAUACUUAUCAACUUUAUUGUUCAAUAAAACAUUACUCGGCCUGCGAUAUGCCGAACGCACAGUAUCGCUUUUCCUGAUCAGUGGCAUAUUUGAUCUACGGGAGUGCUGGAAAUUACCAAGCGUAAAUCCCAAUAAUAUUUGGAAUUUAGAUGCAAUAAGCUCGGAAACGCUUUCACCGAUCACUUGGGAACUUGAUAGAGAAUUUAUUGAGUUUGCUAAACAAAUAAAUUUACGCAUUUACAUAUUAGCCGGGGAAAAUGACAGCGAAACAUUCAAAGCACAGUCAGAGAAAUACGCGAAGAAAUUAAAAGGAGCUGGUCUUCAAACUGAGUUUAAAAUAUUUGACGGCUAUGAUCAUUUUGAUAUUAUAGAGAAUGUGCCCAGAGUGGGAUCUUUGAUAAAUACAUAUCUCUUAGAAAAUUUAUCAUAAAUUAAGAAUCAAACAGAAGGAAGUAAUAUUUUUGAUAUGUUUUUUGGCACAGCCAGUUGGUAAAAGGAAGUUAAACAUUUUUUUUAAUUAUUAGUUCCUUAAAU
Messenger RNA from Ceratitis capitata (Mediterranean fruit fly), 1165 nucleotides. RefSeq names its product kynurenine formamidase. The record is from RefSeq and is a predicted model, not a curated record. NCBI's taxonomy places the organism in Eukaryota, Metazoa, Arthropoda, Insecta, Diptera, Tephritidae. The transcript is spliced from 4 exons. The coding region runs from base 114 to 1061 and encodes 315 amino acids.